AUGGCCCGCACCAAGCAGACCGCCCGUAAGUCCACUGGUGGCAAGGCUCCCCGCAAGCAGCUCGCCUCCAAGGCCGCCCGCAAGAGCGCGCCAUCAACCGGUGGUGUCAAGAAGCCUCACCGCUAUAAGCCCGGUACCGUCGCUCUCCGUGAGAUCCGUCGCUACCAGAAGUCGACUGAGCUUCUCAUCCGCAAGCUCCCUUUCCAGCGCUUGGUUCGUGAAAUUGCACAGGACUUCAAGAGCGACCUUCGCUUCCAGUCUUCAGCCAUUGGUGCUCUCCAGGAGUCAGUCGAGUCCUACCUCGUCUCCCUCUUCGAGGACACCAACCUGUGCGCCAUCCAUGCCAAGCGCGUCACCAUCCAAUCUAAGGACAUCCAGCUCGCCCGCCGCCUUCGCGGAGAGCGCAACUAA
This is a messenger RNA of Emericellopsis cladophorae, 411 nucleotides long. RefSeq names its product histone H3. Gene Ontology annotation, biological process: rRNA transcription. The record is from RefSeq and is a predicted model, not a curated record. Gene Ontology annotation, molecular function: DNA binding; structural constituent of chromatin; protein heterodimerization activity. The coding region runs from base 1 to 411 and encodes 136 amino acids. Lineage: Eukaryota; Fungi; Ascomycota; Sordariomycetes; Hypocreales; Bionectriaceae. Gene Ontology annotation, cellular component: nucleosome. The transcript has 2 exons.